AGGAGAGGCCAGUGGAAUUGAAACUGAAGUAGUCCGUGCCCUUUGCCUUGGCUUCUGACAGAAAGGCUUUAGAAUCAGAAGGCAGCACCCUUACUGGAAGCAGUGAGGGAGGUCCCCCCAGUCUCCAGCUAGAAGAAUCCAGGACAUCUGAGAGAUGGAGAAAAGAGAACUAAAGGUUUCUGUGCCAAAAUUUGACAAGAUCCCUUGGCUUAGUGAGGCCAGCCGCAGCAACAAGCCACUGGUGCUCAGCCUUCCCAAAAGAUCUCCUCACGCCUCUGCAUUUCUGGUUUCAUCUAAGAAGGAUACGCAUUUGCCUAUUUUGUUUCAAGUUCCAGAUGUCUUAUCUAAGAGGACGAAGCUACUUGUGGACCAGUCCACUGAGGGUCUUAGGAGCGCACCCCAGGCCAGGAGGGACAAGAGUAACCCCAUGCUGAUCAGAAGCAAGCAGCUGUGCUCCACAUGUCAAGAAAUAAAAAUGGUACAACCAAGAACUUUGAUAAUCCCUCAUAAUCUGAAGCUAUCCUUUGAGAAUUUAAUGAGUCAUAGAAUGAUGAGUCUUCCUCCACCAAAAGCCAAGACUGAACCCAAACAUUCCUGUAAUGACAUCUCAACAGAGAGCAUUCACUACAGAUUGCCCAUUCUGGGCCCCAGGACAGCUGUCUUCCAUGGACUGUUGGCAGAUACCUACAAAUCUCUGCAGGAGACACAGCUCUCUUCCUUGCCCGGAAAGGAGCCGGUAGGCAAGACAAUGAGGCAAUGAGUGGUUGGAGCUCAUCCUCUUCCAGACUCACCAAGAGAAAACAAGUUAACCAAGCCUGUUUCUGAUGCUAGCGCAUUCUCAUAAAUACCCACCUGUCGCCAAAAAGGUGACUCACUUUUGCCUUCUUGGGAGUUGCUAGAAUUCUAGCUCUUGGCAAUCUUCUUCUCACUUUUCCUAAAUACAAGUGGUCUAAUUUACAAGAUGAUAAAGACUUGCUGAUUCAAGUGGAACAUUUCAAGUGUCAUUAGUUUUAUUUUUUUAGGAUUCAUAAUUGUGGUGUAAUAGACAACACCCUUCUGUUUCUAAGACGUGAAUUUCCUGUGAAAAUUAUUUCAGCUCUUCUUCAGAGCAGAGGGCUGGAGAUGGCUCUGGGAAGUCCCUCAGUGGGUUAACCUAUUAUGAAUACAUAAUGAAAGGGAAACGGAGGUCACCUUUCUGUCCUUAUCUCUGUCAGUUAACUGGCAGAUGACAAGAGGAUACUGUGAUGCAAUGGGGAAAAUGGCAAGUGGUUAGUGGUUGCAACCGUCAAGGACAGGAACCGUGCCUUGUCUUGCCCCGUUCACGUGAUGUCAUUUAGCGCCCUGUGUGUAAUCAGAUAUUCAUCUAAUCUUUGCUCCAUCGUGUCUAAACCAUGUGCUUGUAUUUUGUCAUUUUGUUACUUUGGUUGGAGAAUGUACACCUUCACCUCUGUCUUGGUCCAUGUGUCAGCAGUGUGAGGGAGACAGAAGAAAACUCUAGGCUUACAAAUAUUGUAUUUAUAGGCACAAGUGGUCCAUACCCACCUUCAGGCUCAUAUAUAAAAGGUCCCUUCCCUUCUUUAGGGUACAAUAGCCUUGUAGAAUCCCCAAAUCCUGGCUAAAUGGACGCUGGGCCAACAUGCGAGAACCAACCUCUGUGCUGACUGUAUUUGAAGAACAGCCUUCAGGAAUCUUUAACAAAUGGCCUGGUACCUAAAUUGACCUCAUUUCUUAUACACACACACAAACCCCCCCAAAACCAGUAAAACUUGAUCGAUUGCCCUAUGUUUCUGGUAGGCUAUGAUUCUUGGUUUCAGUUCAGUUAGGGUUCAGUAAUUCCGGAAGUAAUACGCACUUCCUCUCAGAGCACACAUGAAUCAUGAUUCCACUUCAGAUCAUUGCCAAAGGACAGACAAACCAUGGAUAAAAAUGUUUCUUUCUUCUUUUGUAAAUGAACAUAUCCAGUAAAGGGAUUUGGGGUAUCUGUACCCCUGAAUUAGGGAGAAAUACAUGUCCCAAGCACAAUUAUUUGGAGUUUUUGAGGUAAUUUGAAUAUUAUAUGCUUAGUCAGAUAGACUGCUUCCUAAGUCUCAAGAAGUCCCCAUCUGGAGUACAAGGGUGUUUCCAAAAUCUCAUCAAGAAGAAUAACGUUCUGGUGUUUGCCAGUGUUCUAGUGUGGUGACUGAGAACAAUAGUCAAUAUCAGUGGUUCUUAAACUUUUUCAUCGUAGGAAACUUUUACACUCUUAAAGACUGAGAGCCCUAAGUACAAUCCCUGUUUCAUACACGUAAUUCUUGUCUCUCUAGAAAAAUGUAUCACUUAAUGAGGAUGAGAAUGAUAUCUCAUGCUAACAGCGUAUCCCCACAGGAGCCUCCCAGAUGCAUAUUUGAAAGAUAUUUACAAGAAAAGUCCAUUCCCAGUUGCCAAGCAAUAUGAGAAAAUAGGAGCUUGAGUUCCCUGAAUUGGGGGCAGUGGUAUUAGGUAUUAGGAACUUGUUUCCAUUGGGGAAAUAACACAGAGAGACAUAAAUGAAGAGCAUGUGGAUGGGCCAAUAUGUAAAUAAGCAUGAGUUACUCUUCACUAUAAAUCCCCAGUGAUACCAACAAUAGUAUAUGACAUAUAAUAUGGUGCUCCAUAGCACCAGCCAUCCAGCUCUCUGGACAAGAACAAAGAUGCAAUUGUAUAACUUUGCUGGAAAAGUUGGUCAGAGAAGAAAUAGCCAUAUUUACCCCCACAGAUGUUAUCUUUCCCUUGCAAAGUCUUUGGCGAGGCAUUUCACUUCCUGGCCA
Herpailurus yagouaroundi (jaguarundi) is the source of this 2786-nucleotide messenger RNA. RefSeq names its product chromosome unknown C1orf105 homolog (gene CUNH1orf105). Bases 155 to 760 code for a protein of 201 amino acids. The record is from RefSeq and is a predicted model, not a curated record. The transcript is spliced from 8 exons. NCBI's taxonomy places the organism in Eukaryota, Metazoa, Chordata, Mammalia, Carnivora, Felidae.